Molecule: messenger RNA, 682 nt
Organism: Helianthus annuus (common sunflower)
Lineage: Eukaryota; Viridiplantae; Streptophyta; Magnoliopsida; Asterales; Asteraceae
Product: cytochrome b5
Exons: 4
Coding region: 155-541 (128 amino acids)
Cellular component (GO): intracellular membrane-bounded organelle; membrane
Molecular function (GO): heme binding
Source: RefSeq, a predicted model, not a curated record
UCAAAAUUAGCGUGCUCCAAAUCCAAUUAGUUAUUAGCUAUUUCCGUACAAAUACCAACCUUGUGCCUCUUGUAGAAUUAUUCAGAUCGAAGAGAGAGUAGAGUGUUUGUGUGUGUUUUUUUCUGCAAACACUUCAUCUCUAACAGAUUUAUCAAUGGCGUCACUUCAGAAAACUUUUGUGUUUGAUGAAGUCGCUAAGCAUAAUAAGAUUGAUGACUGCUGGAUUAUCAUAUCCGGAAAGGUCUAUAAUGUUACCCCAUUUAUGGAUGAUCAUCCCGGAGGUGGUGAAGUUAUGCGGAAAGCAACAGGCAAAGACGCGACAGUCGAUUAUGGUGAUGUUGGACACAGCGCUGCAGCUAACGAAAUGAUGGGAAAAUAUUAUAUUGGCGAGUUUGACCAAUCAACUAUUCCCGCGAAAAGAUCAUACAUCUCAUCUACUACCGAUAAGAUUAACAAUUUAAAGUCUCCAAAGUUCUUCAUCAAGGUACUACUUGUUGGAAUCAUGGCUGCCGCAUUGAGAGUAUUGUUAGUCUCAUUCUAAUUUGUUUUAACCAAAGCGGUUAUGUUUAUCAAAUUUCAAAGGAUUAUUGGUUGUUUAUGAGCAUCUAUUCAAGAUAUGUCAAUGGUUUUUGGUUAUCUUUGUUUGGCACCUAUAUAUAUAUAUAUUUAAAUUUAAAUAUAA